This is a messenger RNA of Oldenlandia corymbosa var. corymbosa, 1194 nucleotides long. The record is from the annotation of a GenBank genome assembly. Lineage: Eukaryota; Viridiplantae; Streptophyta; Magnoliopsida; Gentianales; Rubiaceae.
AUGCAAAAAGCAUCGCAGCAAUCACUACUGACUCCCACAGCCAAGUUUGUGAUGGAUUUACUGCUGAAACCAACCGCUAUUGAUGAAGAGCCAUCUACUACUGUAGACCAAAUGGUGUUGCAAUCUGGGCAUGUCAUCACUGCCGCUGUUAAAGUGGCUACAUCUAUUGAUGAGUUGCUGCAAUCAGAAGCAGUAAUCGCGCCUAUUGCUACAACCUUGGACGAACCCUUAUCUUGUGUGCUGGAAACAAAUCUGCAGCCUGCAGAAACCCUUGAUGGGUCAACCUCAGGAUUAACGAUGGCGGAGAAGAUUGCCAUCCCAGUUGAUAUACCAGACAACCCUCCGUUUCUUGAAGAUGCGCCGCCUGGUGAAGGUGCUGUUGGAAUAGAACUCAAAGACACGCUCUGCAAUCAACCAGAUUCUCCAAUUGCUGUUGAGAAUCACCAUCUUCCUUCAGCAUUAAUGGCCGCUGCUAGCAAAAGUGGAACAACAACAUCGCCGGACGUGGAAAUCCGGAGUGGAACGCCGGUGAGUAACUCCCUGAUUGUACACCCACCUUCUGCGCAACAAAAUCCCGUGAACGAUGCAGUUGACCGGGCGCCCUUGGUUUCAAAAGAGGAUAAGAUGCAAGCGGACUCCGCAGCUACUGCGCCAUCAGCGGAUAAAAGUUUGACCCCUUCAAAUCAAAAAAUUUUGACACAGAAUAUGAUCACCCCAAAUCAGCACGUUCCAAUUUCGAAUGAGAAAAAAACGAAGUCAAACUCUCCCUCAAUGCAAAUUUCUCGCUCAAGUUCUGAAAGUAUCUUUUUCGAAAAUAACAAGUCCAGCUCCAGUAAAAACUCCAUUCAAAGGUUAAAUCCUGAAGCUCCAGAAUUUACGGUCUCUCCUCAGCCCAUUCUAGAGGUUUUACUACCACUUACGGCCCCAAAAUUGUACUUAUCAAAAGAUGAUACAGAAAUAUGGAAGAAUACUGAGACUUUUAACCCAAACUAUUUGAUUGAAGACAUACAAUCUGAAGGCGGACUAAAUCAUGCCUCAAAUGAUUCUGAUAAUGAUUUCGAUAUGGAAUAUGCAAUGGAACAAGAGUCUUUUUACAGUGAGGUUUCUGCUCCAACAUACCACAAUCGAUCGAAGAAAGCUAAGGCUAAAAAGAAAGUCCAAGUUCACCGGUCUGCUAGAUUGAACAAGGAUUAA